UAGUAGUCCAAGCGUUCUUAGCGCCACACCUCCCGAAGCAUUGGAGUAGGGCUAUUACUAUGCCCCCUACCCUCCCCCUCGUUGUAACACAGACCUUACGUGUUUUUCAUCUCGGCCAGUUUAAUUCCACCUCCGCAAACCACAACACGUCCCCGCACCAGAGAGCUUGUUUGGAUAUAGGACUAUUCAAUUUGCCCCUCUGAAUUUAUUAAAAGUCAUAUUGCGGUUUCGAUUCGCGUAUUUGAAACCUGUUUACGCAGAGAGAUAAUGGGGUGCUGUUCAGGACGAUGUAUGCUGAUCUUCUUCUGCACUCUCCAAUUGAUGACAGCAUUGGAGAGGCAGGCUUUUGACUUCCUUGGGUACCAGUGGGCUCCCAUCAUGGUCAACUUCCUGCACAUAAUUAUGGUUAUCCUCGGCCUCUUUGGCACCAUUCAGUACAGACCACGCUAUGUUGUUCUAUACCUGCUGUGGACAUUACUAUGGGUGGCAUGGAAUGUCUUUGUGAGCUGUCUCUACUUGGACCUGGGAGGCCUUUCCAAGGAGAGCGACCUGCUUUCUCUGGGUGUAUCCUCACACCGUUCAUGGUGGAAAGACAACAGUCCAGGCUGUGAUGACAGGGACCUUCCUGCCACUAGAUGGCAGAGUCUGGAGAGCCCAGAACUAAUCUCUGCUCUGGGAUGCUGGCUGGAAUAUCAAUACAUAGAGGUCCUACACUGCAUCGUACAAAUCCUAAUCUCUUUCUUGGGAUUUGCCUACGCCUGCUAUGUGGUCAGCACCUUCACAGAGGAGGACAGCUACUAUAAGUAAAGGUUGCAAGUGGGUUGAAAAUGACUGACAGGCAAGGAGGGCAGAAGAGGUACAAGAGAGUGGAAUAUAUCCAGUCAGUGAAACAGAAGACAUUCCCACAAUGCUCACAAAAUAUAAUUCCUCUGCCUACCAGCACUCGUAAUGCAUACUAGAGUAAACCAGCAUGAGUUCUCUGUUUAAUGCAAUGAUGGUCAAUACUAGCUUAAUCCCAGAUCUGCAAAGGUGGAAAGAGUACCGAAAUAUUUAUAUACUUACUUGAGUAAGUAGAAGCACUGUUAGUUUAAUGACAUUUUAUUCAAGUAGAUGUCAAAUUACUGGUGUAAAAAAACGACUCAAGUAAAAGUAAAAAAGUAGCUAAUUUAAAAUAAAAUAAAAGUAAGUAAAAAUAAAGAAGUGACUUUUCAAAUAAAAACAUUGACUUGAUACUUAGCUAAUUUAGCUAAGGUUACCUGAAAGUUGUUACACAUGAUCUUUUCCAUGAAUUACAUUUAAAAAGAAAGAGAGGAAAUGAAUGUUCAGUGCAAGGAACUAGGAACUAAAUUCAGUGCAACAAGGCACAUCUGCAUAUAAAAAAACUAAGGAUUUGUCAAAAUAAUACUAUUAAUAUUAGAAAAUAAAGUAAACAUUCAAAGUGUAUUUAUGAUUUUAAAAAGCAAUACAAAAUAAAGUGCCUAAACAAUAAAGUUGACAGACUUCAAUAUACUUCAGACUCCAGAAAUAAACAUGUCUAAUCCUACAUCCAUUCAUCACCCCUUCGUUACUUGUUACUUGUCCAUGGGAUCGGGUGACAUUCACACACACUCACUCCCCCUCUUUCCACUCACUCACCUCACUCACCUACUCACUCACUUCACUCACCUACUCGCUCACUCACUCACUCACCUACUCAAGUAGAAGUACUGUUUCUUAUAUAAAAUUUUACUCAAGUAGAAGUAAAAUUACUGACUGAAAAAAUACCAAAAAAAGUACAAGUACUUGGAAAAGCUACUCAAUUAUAGUAAUGAGAGUAGUUGUAAUUAGUUACUUUACACCUCUGCAGAUCUGUUUGUGUUUUUGCCUGCUCCAUUGUCAUUGUCAAGUUGUUUGGCAUUACUAUUCCUAGUUGGCAAGAAAGCAGAAACAGACUGGCACCCAGGCUAGGUCAAAACAGGUACACUCAAAACACUACUGAUACUUCUGACAUAACAUGUAUCAGUGUACAGGAAAUAGUAUUUGUUGUAUUAUGACAUAAUGGCACUCUGUAAAAAUAAGCAUUUAUGCAAACAGUUGAAUAUGGACUGAAUCAUAUAAUAUAUAUGUGUGUCCUACAUUGAUGUUAAUGAGAGAUUUGUACGAAAAUUACAGUCACCUGCAAAUUAUCAAAGUUAUGUCUACAGAUUUCAAUUUAGGAUUUGGACCUACACUACCAUUCAAAAGUUUGGGGUCACUUAGAAAUUUCCUUGUUUUUGAAAGAAAAGCCAUUUUUGCAUCCAUUAAAAUAACAUCAAAUUGAUCAGAAGUACAGUGUAGACAUUGUUAAUGUUGUAAAUGACUAUUGUAGCUGGAAACGGCUGUUUUUUUUAAUGGAAUAUCUACAUAGGCGUACAGAGGCCCAUUAUCAGCAACCAUCACUCCUGUGUUCCAAUGGCACGUUGUGUUAGCUAAUUAAAGUUUAUAGAUUUAAAAGGCUAAUUGAUCAUUAGAAAACCCUUUUGCAAUUAGAUAUUCCAUAAAAAAUCUGCCAUUUCCAGCUACAAUAGCCAUUUACAGCAUUAACAAUUUCCACACUGUAUUUCUGAUAAAUGUGAUGUUAUUUUAAUGGACAAAAACAAUGACAUUUCUAAGUGACCCCAAACUUUUGAACGGUAGUGUAUGUGAAGGCGUCUGUCUGUGUGUCCGUCUGUGUGUGUCUCUCUCUCUCUGUGUGUGUGUGUGUGUGUGUGUGUGUGUGUGUGUGUGUGUGUGUGUGUGUGUGUGUGUGUGUGUGUGUGUGUGUGUGUGUGUGUGUGUGUGUGUGUGUGUACAGUACAGUACAGUACAGUACAGUACAGUAGUUCAUACAUGAGAAUGUACUGAUUCCAGACACCAGAGGAAAAUAAAGACAUUUAGUAAAUAAUCUUCAAUAUUGUGAUAGAAAUAAGUUAACGUCAGUGGUUCAUGUAAAAAUCAAAAAUCUUAAAGAUAUAGUCAGGAAGCAUCUCCUAGGCCUACCUCUGAAUUUCUUGUGAAUGUAGAUGUCACUGCUGGAAAAAAGCUCUGAAUGUAUCUUUAAGUGGAUUUUGUUGAAAUAAACAGCACUUGUCUUUUA
Messenger RNA from Salvelinus fontinalis (brook trout), 3094 nucleotides. It is a transcript of the gene nkain5, whose product is annotated as sodium/potassium transporting ATPase interacting 5. The coding region runs from base 268 to 807 and encodes 179 amino acids. The transcript has 6 exons. Gene Ontology annotation, biological process: regulation of sodium ion transport. NCBI's taxonomy places the organism in Eukaryota, Metazoa, Chordata, Actinopteri, Salmoniformes, Salmonidae. The record is from RefSeq and is a predicted model, not a curated record.